Lampris incognitus (smalleye Pacific opah) is the source of this 4653-nucleotide messenger RNA. It is a transcript of the gene ptprc, whose product is annotated as protein tyrosine phosphatase receptor type C. The record is from RefSeq and is a predicted model, not a curated record. The transcript is spliced from 29 exons. Gene Ontology annotation, molecular function: protein tyrosine phosphatase activity; protein binding. NCBI's taxonomy places the organism in Eukaryota, Metazoa, Chordata, Actinopteri, Lampriformes, Lampridae. The coding region runs from base 154 to 3870 and encodes 1238 amino acids. Gene Ontology annotation, biological process: negative regulation of protein kinase activity; positive regulation of peptidyl-tyrosine phosphorylation; protein dephosphorylation.
CAGAUAUCCAGUUUAGCAUCCAGCACCAAUGCCAGUCCCACAACCUCACCUCCACGCACCCCCCACCAUACCCAGGCAUCCAGUUUACCAACUAUCCCCAGUGCUACCUCUGACCUGGCACACAUCUCAAAUGAGACCUCACCCUCAAGCAAAAUGGGCAACAUGUCCAAAGACAACAAUGCAAGCAUCAGUGAAAAACGCCCUUCAACCUCAAACAGCACUCAAGAGCCGACCAAACCUACAAUCACACAGUACACAACAAUGCCUCCAAAUACAACCCAAGGUUCAUUCAACGUAACACCAAUCCAAUUUGGUUUACGGCUCACAAUCACAGCGGAGGGAAAAUACAAUCUAUCAUUCUCUGGGACUGGCCAACCUAACCGUACAAUAACAGUCAGUAUUUUGAAGUCAGAAAAUUACACAAAGGAUAUUACUGACCUGAAGCCCUGUACUGUGUAUGACUUGAAGAUUACUCAUCAUCAUGACACACAAGUGCGCUAUCAAGGACAACUGAACACGCUUCCAAUACGUGAAAAUGAAGUUGAACGGGUCAUCUUGGACACUGAACGUCUUUGUUAUAGGAGCAAGUGGGAUAUCACAGCUGUACUGAGAGAACAAAAUUACACUCUAGCCGACAACGGAAACAACUACACCAACGUGUUUUGUACCAAGCCUAGAUACGAUGACAUCUGUUCUGAUUUGACCACAGCCUUCACUUUACCUUCACAAAACUGUACACGUGUUACUGUCAAACAAAGCGUUGUGGAAUUGUUAGAUCCAAACGACAUCAAGCUGAAACUUCCCGCGGAAGUUGGCGGAAAAAUUCUAUGGACAAAUAUACCAAUCUGUGAGGAUAGACUCAGCAUCAACUACACCUGUCAGACCUCAGACCCCGACAGAAUCCAUGAACCAUUAGGCCUACAGGAGCUGGAGUUCUUCACAAACUACGGGUGUACUGGUGAAAUCAGUUACAACAACAGCAUCAUAAAAAAUAAAACGGAUAUACAGUUCAGAACUAACUGUGAUGUUAACAUAACCUUUGGAAAAGAGUCUGCGAACAACACCUCAAUUGAGUUACCAUGGAAUAUAACCAACAGCAGUUGUUUGAAAGACCUCGCUGCCACUCAUAACCUCUCGUACUCUUGCAACUGCGACUCCACUGCAAAAAAGUCACGUUCAGUGAAGUUUUCCUACUCAGAUAACCCCAGGGAUCAAAAAUGUACGAUUGAGAAACUGGAGGUAUAUACUACACAUCGGUGUAAAGUAAAUCUGUUAUACAAGGACUGUUUGAUCUCAACUCAGGAGAAACCUGGAGACAUCAAAACAAAACCAGGAGUACCCGAUGCCGUAGAAAUCAGGAAAGUGAUUCUUCCACAGAAUAAUGUAAUCGUGAUAACUUGUAAACCUCCAAAAAAAUUUAACGGGCCAUUGAAGACGGUUAAGGCGGUCCUCACUUCAGAAGGCCGUGGAAGUGUCAAGAACUGUACCGAAGAUGUCUGCAAUUUUGAGUUCAUUGAUCUAAGCUACUCUACAAAAUACAAUUUCGAGGUGACUGCUUACAAUGGACACUAUUCCAGCAUUCCCACGAUAAAAUCCAUUGACACUUACUACAAUGACAAGGCCCUCAUUGGUUUUCUGGUCUUUGCCAUCAUAUCCACCUCCAUGGCCCUGUUUCUUGUUCUCUACAAGAUCUACAUUAUUCAGCGGAGGAAGUCCCACAACCUUGAUGAACAUAUGGAGCUAAUUUCAUCAGCAAAUGAAGAGGAGAACCUGCUGAACAUUGAGCCAAUCACAGCUGAAGUCCUGCUAGAUGCUUAUAAGAGGAAGAUUGCUGAUGAGGCAAGGCUGUUCCUGGCUGAGUUUCAGAGCAUUCCCAGAAUCUUCUCCCGCAUCUUGGUGAAAGAGGCCAAAAAGUCCUACAAUUCCUCCAAGAAUCGUUAUGUGGAUAUCCUGCCUUAUGAUCACAACCGUGUCCAGCUGACCACAGGGAAUGGCGAGCUUGGAUGUGACUAUAUCAAUGCCAGCUUCAUUGAUGGAUUCAAGGAAUCUAAGAAGUACAUUGCGGCUCAAGGACCGAAGGAAGAGACUAUUGGUGACUUCUGGAGAAUGAUCUGGGAGCAACAGUCUGCUAUUAUUGUAAUGGUAACACGCUGUGAGGAGGGCAACAGGGUCAAGUGUGCACAGUACUGGCCUUCCCCAGAGCAAGAGGUAGACAUCUUCGAGGAGUUUGUGGUGAAGCUGAAAGGAGAGGACCACUGUCCUGAUUACAUCAUCCGCCAUCUCAGCAUAACAAAUAAAAGGGACAAGAACACAGAGAGGGAGGUGACUCAUAUUCAGUUCAUCAGUUGGCCAGACCAUGGCGUACCAGAAGAGCCUCACCUCCUCCUCAAACUGAGGCGGCGUGUCAAUGCCUUCAAUAACUUUUUUAGUGGGCCCAUCGUCAUCCACUGCAGUGCUGGUGUGGGCAGGACAGGCACCUACAUUGGCAUAGACGCCAUGAUCGAGGGCCUGGAGGCAGAGGGCAGAGUGGAUAUAUACGGCUACGUAGUCAAACUUCGCAGACAGAGAUGUCUCAUGGUUCAAGUAGAGGCCCAGUACAUCCUGAUUCACCAGGCACUGAUAGAGCACAACCAGUUUGGAGAGACAGAGACCUCCCUGUCUGAGCUCCACAGUAUGCUGGGCAUGCUCAAAAUGAGAAACUCCAGCUCUGACUCCACCCUGCUGGAGGACGAGUUCCAGAGAGUCCCCAAGUAUAAAAACUGGAGGACCUUCAACGCUGGGCUCUCUGAGGAGAACAGGAAGAAGAACCGCCUUUCAAAUGUCCUCCCCUAUGACUAUAACCGAGUGUUGCUGAGGUUGGAUAGUGAAGUCAGUCAUGACGGUGACGGGGAUGACGAUGAUGACGAUGACGAUGAUGGCGAAUCGUCUGAUGAAGAGGAUGAGAGGUCCACCAAAUAUAUCAACGCCUCCCACAUUGAUGGCUACUGGCGCCCACGGAACAUCAUUGCAACCCAGGCACCGCUGCCAGACACCAUAGCUGAUUUCUGGCAGAUGGUUUUCCAGAAUAAAGCUAGGACUGUUAUCAUGCUGUCCGACAGUGGCGAGAGUGAUUUGGAGUCUGCUUACUUUGGGAAUGAGAGGAAAAACUUUGGGGAUAUCGAGGUGGCGGUGACAGCCACAGACAACUCCCCAACCUUCACCACCCGUGUCAUGCAGAUACGUCAUGCCAAGAGGAAAGAGAGUCGGCAAGUGAAGCAUUUCAGCUUCCUGAAGUGGGUGAAUACAGAACUGCCAGAGAGGGCCCAGGAUUUGGUCGACAUGAUCAAGAACAUCAAGCAGACCUGCGGCUAUGGAAAAAGCAAGUCUGAGAGGACCACGCCCAUAGUGGUCCAGUGCAGUGAUGGCUCGACCCAUUGCGGUGUAUUCUGUGCCUUGUGGAACCUGCUGGACGCCGCUGAGACUGAGAAACUCGUGGACGUUUUCCAGGUGGUCAAAUCCCUGCGUAAGGAGAGGCCAGCAAUGAUCUCCAGCCUGGAACAGUACCAGUUUUUGUAUGAUGCGCUGGAAGGAGCCUUUCCUGUUCAGAAUGGGGAUGUGAAGGCAGCAUCGGACACAGCUUCAGCAGGGGAUUCAGUCCAGAUGAUCAAUGAAACCAACGCUGCAGAGGCAGCAGCUGAAAAUCAGGCUUUGCAGUCAGCCAGCGAUAACCAGGGAGCAGACGCAAAGGAGGCGGCAGAGAGCACUCCUCUGGUAGGACACAUGGGCAACGAGGACAAACAAGAGCAGCCAGAUAAGGUGUCCAGCAGUCAGGCAGAGAAGGCACCGCCACAGGAGUCCAGAAGUGCCCAUGCUGCCACUCCGGAGAUGUGAGACAACCCCAGUGAAAAUAAAAAGAAGUGAGCAAAAGACAGAGGAAAGAAGGAAGGAAAGAAGAAGACGAGGGGGGAGCAUGGAAAGGGGAAAAGAGACUAAGACAAAUAAGUUGACAAGACAAAUAAUUAGAAACAGAAGAAGAAAGAGUGGAACUGUAUCUCUUCCCAUGUAAGUGCUUUGAUGUACAGUUCUGCAAGUUUUUAGAUUCUAAUUUUGAAGUUGUCACUUACAUGACAAAAAGUCGUAGACGGUUUGUGUGUCAGUGCCCUGUGCAUUGUUGUGCAUGAUGCACUGAAGUCCUGGCCAAGGUCAGUAAUUGAGCUCUUCAUUUAAUUACCUUCAUGAAUGUAUUAUUAAUGUAAAGCUUUCAUGCAGUGUUUGUGAGGUCAGAAUUUGUUUUAUGCUCAUAUUUGAUAUAAACUUAUAAAGAUCUGAUUUAAAUGUAAAACUUAAGUUAUAAUUAGUAGGGUUUAUUAGUGAAUAGUUUAGUAUCAGAAAUUAAGGGUUAUCUGUGAACAAGCCUCACUUUGUACUACAUUGCUGUUCUCAAACUAGAUGUUAUUGGAUUUUAAUUCCUUAGAGUCAGUUGAAAUUCAGAUGGUUUGUUGUUACAUAUCCUGCUCUAUUACUUAAUGUGGUUAUUCUUGAGUUGGUUAACGAAAUGUUAACAGUACUUUACAUAAAAACAGCUGAUGUGUUGUUUUGCUAAAUAAAUGAAUGCUCUAAGCUAAAUUAAGUUUUACUUGCAUUAUGUACAGCAGUCAUUAAAUUAACGACUUA